Molecule: messenger RNA, 255 nt
Organism: Clunio marinus
Lineage: Eukaryota; Metazoa; Arthropoda; Insecta; Diptera; Chironomidae
Source: the annotation of a GenBank genome assembly
AUGAAACUUCAACUUCAAGUAGUGUUCAAAAAGUGUAAAAUAAAGAGAAAAAAAUUACAAACGCAAGAAAGAAGAAAACGUAAACAAAAGUUAACAAGCAACAUGGAAAUAAAACAAAAAAGCUCUAGAAAUAAUCCACUUACAGGUUGCUAUGAAAACAUUUCCUGGGAAAUGGAAUUUUGUUCAGCUUCAUACUUACUCAUACAACUUACUCUUCAUGUCAAGGAAUUUAGUUUUUGUUUGCUGGAAUCAUAA